AUGUUACUCGAAUCCAAUCAUCUGAAUACACUUUUAUCAUUUGUUCGAUCAAUUUCAAGAUCGAAUGAUCCUGAUCAAUUACUAACUUAUAAUAAACGUGCAUCUUUUCUACUUAAUUCAUUAUUAAAACAAAUUCGUGAUCGUUUACAAUCAGUACAAAAAUUGAUAAUUGAUCAACGUUUAGAAAAUGUUAUUAUUUCAUUAGCAUAUUUAGCUGUCGAACUUUCAGAUAGAUGCAAAAUUCGAGAAGAUAUUGUUCAAGUUUUAAUUGAAUUCUAUCAAAAAAUACCUACAGCAAAAUAUUAUGAAGUAGCAUCAUUUAAUUAUAAACAUGCUUUACCGCCUGCUGAAGUAUUUAGUUUUUGUCUUCAUACAGCUUUAACUGAAUUAGCAGCUACUUCAGAUACGUCAAAGAUGAGAGAUAAAAUAAUGUUUCUCGUCGCGGAAAUUAUUCGACAGAUAGUCGAAGGUUUACGUAAAGCAGCACAUGAACAUUCAAAAGAGAGAUAUCAAUCGAUUUAUCGAUUUGAAGUACCAUUUUUAUUCGGAGCACUUCGAGCAAUUGGAAGAAUAUCCAUAACUGAUCAAAGUUUAAUGUCACAAUUAUAUCCAGUAAAUUUUAUACCUUCUACACAUUCAAUUUAUAUUGAACAAAUAACAUCAACAGAAAAUUCAUCAACAAAUCUUAAAAGUCCUACCAUAUCAUUUCGUCCAAUAAUACCAAAAGUUCUAACAAAGAAUGUUCUAUCAUCAACAAGUGAUAACAUACAACAAUUAUCACAUUCAAAUACAAAUCAUAUUUUAUCAACUGGUGAACAACAAGAUUAUUCAACAGUAUAUAAUCAUCUAACAUCAACAUAUCGAUCACUUUCUUCGGUAGAUAGUAAUGAUAUGCCAAUGUUUGAUGAUGAUAUUCCAAUAAAUACCCUAUUCUUUUCCGUUUCUGGUUCAACUUAUCGUCGUCGAAUCAUUUCUUCAUCACAUAUCAAUUCCAAUCGAUUUCAUGUUUGUGUUACUGUACCUAUAUUGGAACAUUUACAUGAAACAUUAAAAUUAAUUGAUAAUCGUGUUGUUAAAUAUUUGGAUAAAGUAGCAGUUGUUGAAUAUGAUUCAAUCAGUCGAACAAAUAUAUGUACACCAAGUUCAAAAUCUCCAACACGUCAUUUUCCUUAUACAUAUUUCGGUGAUUUACUUAUAUUAUGUAUAAUAAAAUUAUUUCGUGAUAAUCUUGAAUUACUUGAAAGAUUUAAUGAACGAAUAACUUCAAUAACAAAAUCAACAUAUUUAUUUGUACAACAAUUGAUAUCAUUAAAAUUACUUGAUUUAGAUAAUGAUGAAUAUGAAAAAAUUCCACAUCGUUAUCGAACACGUGUUGAUGCAGAUGCAGCAGCACUUGAAUUACUUUGUCUAUCAUGUGAUGAUGAAAUAGAAGCAGAAAAGUUAUGUACAAAAUGUGCAGAAAAAUUUAGUCAAGAAUCUUUAAGUAUUAAAUUAUUGGCAGCACAAAUACCAUUAUUAGUAACAUCAUUAGAAGUAUUAAGUCGAUUAGCAGAAAAACAUAAAUCAUUAGCAACAUAUGUUAUACGAGCAUUAUGUGAUUUUUUAACUGAACCAUCACCACUGCUUUAUAAAUUAUAUCGUCAUACGAGUUUGAAAAUUGAUGGACAAGAACGUGGAUUUUUUUUUAAUGAACAAGCAAAAACUUUCAAAGAAUAUCGAGCAUUUCAAAUAUUUGAAAAAUUACGUGAUGCUGCAAUUGAAGGACUUUGCAAAUCAUUAUUUAUUUCUCUGGAUUCGAAUCCAAAAUGUGUUGAAGCUUUACUUGUUCAACUUUCUGCAAGACUUGCGUCUGGUCAUGUUAAUGAUAAACAAACAUCAUUAGUAUCUCAUAAUACAAUUCUUACAUUGGGUCAUAUGGCAGUAGCAUUAAAAGAUGUUCAACAUACUCAACAAUCAAUUUUAGCACGAUUUCAACAACGUCUUGGUGAUCCACCAUCACCACUUGAUAUUCUUAUUAUAAAUCAAAUUGGUUGUAUGCUUAUUUCAAGUCUCCCACAAACAACGUAUGAAGAAAUUAUUGGACUUUUUACAGAAAUUAUUAUUGAUUCAACUUAUCAUGUUUAUGAUAAUACAAAUACAUUAACAACAACAGGACGACAUACAACUAAAUAUAAACAAGCAUCAAAUGCUGUUAUCAAUGCAUUAGCUAAUGUAGCUGCUAAUAUUCAAGGUUCAGUAGAAUUAAUGAAUUUAUUAACUAGUAUUCUCGAGUUAUUUGUUCAACUUGGUUUACGAGCAAAAGAUGUUAGUGAAAAAUUAACAAAAAAUACUCUUAAAGUAUCGAAUACUGCAGGUAGUCUUGGCGUGUUGAUACCUGUUAUAGCUAUUGUUAUGCGUCGUAUAUCGGUUAUUGUUGAACCAUCUGAACGUGUAUUUCGUUUAUUUCAACAUUUUUGGUUCUAUUGUGUACUAUUUGGUUUUGCUGAUUCUGAUCGAGGUUCAUGGCCAUCAGAAUGGCAUGAUUGUGUUCGAUUAAUUGCAACAAAAUCACCAACAUUAGUAGCACAAACAGGUCCAUAUGUACCAUUAAAAUCAGCUAUGCCAUUGAAACCCGAACUGAUUACUAAAGAAGAUAAUAAUGAAUUAAAAUCAAAAUUAAAUACAGUUUUUUCUGCUUAUCCAUCAGCUAAACCAUUUAUUGAUAGAUUUGGUUUUGAACAAAGUGCUUAUACUCUUUCUGUAUAUUAUUUAGAAACAUAUAGAGUUCGUCAUUCAAUGAUCCCAUCAGCAUUUCAAUGUAUAUUUUCAUAUCUUGAAGAUCCUGGUUUAUUAAAAGAUAAAUAUGGUUUAUGGACAUUAAUGACAGCUGUUGGAAGAAAAAGUUUUGAAAUAUAUGUUGAAGAAAUGAAGAAAAUGCCAAAAAGUCCUGAAAGAAAUAAAAAUCUUAAAACACAAUGUCAAUUUUUUAUGGUUAAACGAACUCAUGUUCGUGCUGAAGUACGCGAUGAAGCUAAACUCUAUCUUCAUUCAUUAUUAUCGAAAAAUGCUUUUCCACAUUUAUUCUGUAGUUCAGUUAUAAUUGAAACAUUGAUGAAUAUAAUUAAUAUUCUAUCCUAUUCAUUAAAUGAAGAUAAUUUACAUAAAGUAACUGCACAUCAUCGUGUACCAGAUACAAAUUAUACAAUUCAAUUUGUUGAUACACAUGAAAAACGAUUGGAACUCUUUAAUGCAUUUGUGGAUUUUGGUCGAACAUUUAUUGAACAAGCAUUAAUGAUGUCACCAACUUUACUUAAAUCAUGUAUUCAACAAUAUAUGAUUAAACUUGGAAAAGGAAAAAAGACUUCAAAUGCAGCUCGACAACAUAAAGGCUUACAUGUUAUGUGGGAAUAUUUAAGUACUUAUUCAAAAGCAGCUGAUGCGAAUACAGCAACCGGUGGAAGUAAAUUAUAUUAUCGAACUGAUUUCGCUGAUUAUAUGGUAUCAGUAGGUGAAAGAAAUGCUGCAGUUGGUUUUGUUGAAGGACUUGAUAGGAAUGAAUAUCGAGUAGCAUUAAUUCAAAUAAAAGAACAAAUGGAAACAGCUAUUUAUAAACGAUUGAGUUCACUUGAUAAAUAUAAAUCAUUACAACAACGUCGUCGUCGAAUGUCAAUUGUAGCACCUGUUAGUGAUAAAGGAAAUGCGUUAGAUUUUGAAGAACGAAUUGCAAUUUUCGAUAGUAAUUUUCGAAAUGGAUUAUUUAAAUUAACAGCAAUGUUAAUUCAUAAUAUUGAUGAUUCAGAAGAUAAUGAACAUGAACUUCGUUUUGCAGCUAUUGGUUCUGGACUCAAUGGUCCUAAUACACCAAAAGAAAAUGCACUUGAUCGAGAUAUGGUUCAUGCAAUAGUAUGGUUACCAAUAAAAAUGUUUACUGCAUCUGUUAUGGAAGGAGCAGUUGAUUGCUGGUGUUGGGCAAUUACUGGUCGACCUGAACUUGAAUUAUUAAUUGUCAAAGAAAUUUAUAAAGUUUGGGAAAAAAUUAUUAGCGAUCGUCAUGGUCUUUAUUCAAUUGAUAAACCCGAACCAUCACCACUUGCACCAUCCGAAAAAGAAGAAUUAAAACCUAAACCACCAUCUGUUAAUCCACAUCGAAUAUUUUUAAAAUUUAUUGAAGAACGUAUAUAUCUCUGUAUGCAUAAAGCUGAUAUUGAAAUGGAAAUGCUUGUUGAUUUAUUACAUAAAUCUCUUUCAUUAAUAUUAGAAAAUCCUAAAGCACCAAUGACAAGACAUGUUGGUGGUGUUGGUCUUAGAUUUCGAUUUUUAUAUCUUGCUUUAUAUCUUGUACAAAGUGAUUAUUUAGCUAAUGGUGUUAGUAAAUAUUUAUUACGAGAAAAAAUCUAUCAUACAGCAUUUGAUUAUUUUACUGUUCGUCAUCAUUGUCCGACUCAAACGCAUAAUGAAUUAAGAAAUGAUAUUCGAACACUAAUUCGAUUUUUUUCAUUAGUCCAUGGAGAAAAGAAAUUUUGUAGUGAUUCACCAGUAACAAUUGAUGUUAGUAAUUCAAUACCUAAUGGAAUUAAUAAUGAAGUAAAUGAUGGUAGCUCAUUGUAUGGUACAAAUAAAAGUGGAACAACUGGAUGGAUAAAUACAUUAGCUGGUAAUACUGCAGUUGCAACAGGUGUUAGUGGACAAUCAACAAUAAGUCGAAAAUCUGCAACAUCAGCAAAAAAUACUGAGAAAAGUACUGAUGCACGAAUAUUAUCUCGAGAUUUACUUAAAAAACGUAAUCUUCUUCUAACAUUGAUUGCAUAUGAAAUCGAACGUUUAGAAACAUUUCAUAAUCCUUUGGGACGUCCAGAACUUCAAUUUGAUCAAGAUACACAAUCAACAUAUACAAAUUGGAAAUUAUAUGAUCUGAAUGGAAUAUCGAAUAAAGCUUGGCAAGAAUAUGGGCGUUUAGCAUGGUUUAUUUCACCAGAUUUAGCUAUUAGUCUUUAUUAUACAAUUCCAAAAGAAUCAUUACGUCUUGAAAUACAACGUUUAGUUAGAUCAUAUCCAUUACAAGUUCGUCAUAUACCAGAAGCACUUAGUAUCUUUACAUUAACUUCGGAUAAUGAUCGACAAUGCGAAACAUCUCAUAUUCUAACAUGGGCUGCAAUUAAUCCUGUCGCUGCACUAUCUUAUUUUGCUAGUGCACGACUUAAUCAAGUAGCAAAUUCAUAUACAAUUCAAUUCUCAUCACGAAUGUUAUAUACAACAAAAUCUGAAGCACUUAUUCUAUACAUUCCUCAAUUAGUACAAGCUGUUCGAUAUGAUGAAAUGGGUUUUGUACGUCGUUUAAUAUUGGCAUUAUCAAAAAAAUCCAAUUUAUUAGCUCAUCAACUUAUAUGGAAUAUUCGAACGAAUACAUUUAAAAAUGAAGAUACACCUGAUAAUGAAAUGCAAGCAAAAUUAGAACCCAUUGCACGACAGAUUGAACUUGAUUUUACACCUGAUGCAAAGAAUUUUUAUGAACGUGUUUUUGCUUUUUCGGAUCGUCUUACAAAAGUUUCCGAUACGAUUAAAGUUUAUCCAAAAGGAAAUUCACGAAAAGAAGCUUGUCUACAAGAAUUACGUUCAAUUGGUAGUGAAGUUCCACCUGGUGUUUAUCUUCCAUCAAAUCCUGAAGCAAUCGUUACAUCUUUAAUACCAGAAAGUGGAGCACCAAUGCAAAGUGCGGCUAAAGCACCAUAUCGAGCAACAUUUCGUGUACAAACUGUUGGCAUUGAACAAGUUGAACAUUGUGCUGAUCCUGAUUAUGAAUUAAUGCAAGAUUUUAGUAAUCAAUAUUCUCAAAUGGCUAUUUUUAAAGUUGGUGAUGAUGUUCGACAGGAUAUUUUGGCUUUACAAUUAAUGCGUCUUUUUCAAAAUAUAUUUGAACAAGAAGGUUUAGAAUUAUAUCUAUAUACAUAUCGUGUUAUUGCUACAAGCCCUGGUUGUGGUGUUAUUGAAUGUGUACCAAAUUCUCGUUCACGCGAAGAUAUUGGUAGAAAUACUGAAGUUGGUCUAUUUGAUUAUUUUCGACAUGUUUAUGGAAAAGAUGAUUCAAUUAAAUUUCAAAAAGCACGUCGAAAUUUUGUUAUGAGUAUGGCCGCAUAUUCAAUAGCACUUUUUAUGCUUCAGAUAAAAGAUCGUCAUAAUGGAAAUAUAAUGAUUGAUGAUGAUGGACACAUUGUUCAUAUUGAUUUUGGUUUUAUGUUUGAAUCGUCACCGGGAGGAAAUAUGCGAUUUGAACCAGAUAUUAAAUUAACUGCUGAAAUGAUUCUUAUUAUGGGAGAUUUAACAGCUCCAGCUUUUCAAUGGUUUAAAGAAUUAUGUAUUAAAGGUUAUUUAGCUUUAAGGCCAUAUCGUCAUGAUUUUAUUACUCUUGUUGCACUAAUGCUUGAUACAGGUUUACCAUGUUUUCGUGGUCAUACAUUAGAACAAUUAAAUGCUCGUUUAAAACCAGAUUCAAGUGAAGCAGAAGCUGGUCGUUAUAUGCACGAAGUAAUUAAUCGAUGUGCACAUAGUUUAAGAACACGUCUAUAUGAUUAUAUACAAUAUCAACAAAAUUCAAUUCCUUAUUAA
Messenger RNA from Adineta steineri, 6582 nucleotides. The record is from the annotation of a GenBank genome assembly. Lineage: Eukaryota; Metazoa; Rotifera; Eurotatoria; Adinetida; Adinetidae.